AUGCCGAUGCCGACCAUCUCGGUGUCGGUGCGAUCGCUGGCCUCAUGGCGGACGGUGGCGCUCGUGUUUGCUCUGCUCAAUCUCAAAGCGCUGCCGCUUGCAUGGCACUGCCGGCUGUUCUACCGCAUGCUGAGCAGCUGGUACACGGAGGCGCGGGUCAAGCGGCUCGUGGCGAGCAGUAGCUCAUCGACGUCCACGUCGAGCGCGACGGCGACGCACCAUCCGAUCUUUGAGCCGGUGUCGAUAUUCUCGCGCGCGCCCCUCCUCGAGACGGACUACAACCUGCACAAGAGCAACAGCACGUACUUUUCCGACCUGGACGAGAGCCGGACGGCGCUGAUGACGCGAGUGCUGAUCCCGGGCCUGAGGCACGGCUCGCGGGCUCUGGAGCGCGAAGGCCACAAGGGCAGACUGGCCGUCAUCCUCGGCAGCGUGCACACGUCCUUCCACCGCGAGAUCCUGCCCUACGAACGCUACGAGGUGCGCUCGCGCCUGCUGGGAUGGGACAGGAAGUGGAUCGUCGUGGGCAGUUGGUUCGUCCGGCCCGCACGGAAUCACAAGCACAAGGAGAAGGGGAAUGGGAAAGAGGAGGAGCCCGAGGUGCUGCUCGCCUCCGCCCUGAGUAAAUACGUCGUCAAGAAGGGCCGCUUCACCGUCUCGCCUGAACGCUGCUUCACCGCCGCCGGCUGGCUGUCGCCUGGGGACCACGACUGCGACCACGCCCUGCAUGUCCAGUCGUCUGAUGCACAGACGACCGAACACCGCUCCGAUCACUUGGACAAUGUCCCCGUGUCUGAAGGGAUCCCUGCCGCUGUCCCGGAGGCUGCCGCCGAUGUCACCACCGAAGUCGUCGAGAAGCUCGAGACCGCGGCCGAAGCCCUCUCGCAGUCGCAGUCGCCACCGGCCGGGCCCCUGGAUUCGCACACGACUCCCGCCCCGACGGGCAAUUGGGACUGGCAUCGCAUCGACGCCGAGCGUCUUCGCGGACUCAACGUCGCUGCCAACUGGCUGGCGCUGGACAAGGAGCUGCUGGAUGAGUUCCUGCGCGGCUAG
Messenger RNA from Capronia epimyces CBS 606.96, 1053 nucleotides. RefSeq lists its product as uncharacterized. Bases 1 to 1053 code for a protein of 350 amino acids. Lineage: Eukaryota; Fungi; Ascomycota; Eurotiomycetes; Chaetothyriales; Herpotrichiellaceae. The transcript has a single exon. The record is from RefSeq and is a predicted model, not a curated record.